AUGCAGGACUUCAAAGAACGCAAGCUCGUCACCGACCCACAGAAGGCUUUCCACUACACCGAUCUCCAGAGGCUAAAGCCAACACGAGCCAAUGACCCAUACGACUACCAAGCCGGAUGGGGAAAUCGACACCAAUCUGAAGUGAUUCCAGGCACCCUUCCAGUGGCACAGAACAACCCUCAAGAAGUCCGGUUUGGCCUCUAUACCGAAGGCAUUACAUAUUCAGCAUUUGCGGCUCCCCGCGCACACAACUACAGCACUUACAUGUACCGCUGCCGGCCAGCGGCUGCUCACCAGGGAUAUAUUCCGUUUGAGACCAAGUCCAACAUCACAAACUGCUUCCUUUCUAUUAACCCAAAAGUCGAAACUCUUCCUGAGCAAGCCGAGUGGAGACCAUUCCCGUUGCCCAAGGAUGAUGAGAAGAUUGACUUUGUCGAUGGUCUGCACACCCUUGCUGGCAGCGGCGAUCCAAACAUUAGAGAGGGCAUUGCACUCUAUGUCUACAUGAUCAACUCCAGCAUGGACCGACGGGCAUUCUGCAACACUGACGGCGACUUCCUCAUAUGUGCCCAACAAGGCAAUCUUGAUAUCAAGACUGAGAUGGGAAAGAUCUUCCUUCAGCCAGGAGAAAUUUGCGUGAUUCAACGUGGUAUCAGAUUUUGUCUCAACCUCGCCUCGGAUACUCCGGUCGCCCGUGGGUACAUCACAGAAGUGUGGGGCUCUAUGUGGGAGCUCCCAGACCUUGGACCCCUUGGCGGCCAUGGACUGGCCAAUCCUCGCGACUUCCUCUACCCAGUAGCUGCCAUCGACGACGAACUACACGAGAACUGGCAAAUCGUAAACAAAACCAACGGCCAACUCGUAGCCAUCCAACAAGACCACAGCCCCUUCGACCUCGUAGCCUGGCACGGCAACGUCGUCCCCUACAAGUACGAUCUGACCAAAUUCUCCUCCCAGAACAGUACAUCAAUCGACCACACCGACCCCUCCAUCUUCACCGUCCUGACCGCCAAAUCGCGUGACCCCCUCACACCACUAUGUGACUUCCUCUGGUUUGGACCCCGCUGGGACGUAGCAACCAACACCUUCCGCCUCCCCUACUUCCACCGCAACUCGGCCUCCGAGUUCCUCGCCUGCAUAUACGGCAAAGGCCUCGGCCGCAGCGACGACUUCCAGCCCGGCGGCGGUAGCUUCGAGGGGAGCCAUACGCCGCAUGGUGGGUUCCAUGAGGGGUAUCAGCAUGGCAUGCGAAUUCAUGAGAGUAUGCCGGAGAAGAUAUUAAAUGACCAACUCACAAUAAUGAUUGAAUCCAGCCGUCUCUUCCUCUGGACCGAAUACGCUCGGAAAAACUGUGGUGUUAUCGAGACACAUGGUACGAAUUAUAAAGUCUGGGAUAAUCUACCUGACCGCUUCUCAUCCAACAAACGCGCCCAAGACCUCCUCGCGCGCAUCAAGCAAGACAAGAUCGCCGAAAAACAACGGCUUGCUCCUUACUAUUUCGGGGGUUUCGCGCAUGGUGCGAAUACGAAGGAUGAUGAUGGGGUACAUAGGGUGGAGUUUGAGGGGUACCUGGGCAAAGUGAAGGGUGUGAAUGGAAUUAAUGGUGUGAAAGCUUAA
Messenger RNA from Bipolaris oryzae ATCC 44560, 1617 nucleotides. RefSeq lists its product as uncharacterized. Lineage: Eukaryota; Fungi; Ascomycota; Dothideomycetes; Pleosporales; Pleosporaceae. Gene Ontology annotation, cellular component: cytoplasm. Gene Ontology annotation, molecular function: homogentisate 1,2-dioxygenase activity. The transcript has 4 exons. The coding region runs from base 1 to 1617 and encodes 538 amino acids. The record is from RefSeq and is a predicted model, not a curated record. Gene Ontology annotation, biological process: L-phenylalanine catabolic process.